AUGGAGUCGCCUAUCCUGACAACACCGAUACAUUCUUUGUCACCUGAGCUCGACUUUUGCGCGCGACUCCCGAUGGUGAAUUUCCUGAGAAGCAUGUCACCUCUACGUGAUAUUCCACUACGCCAAGACGCGAAGAUUGUUCGAGGAUGUGGUCGUCUCAAUGAGGUCCAAUCAAGCAGUCCCGGCUUUAAUCGGAAACCCUGGACGCACCUUGUUUACCUUACAAAAGAAACCCAACAAAAUAAGUCAAAAGCACUAUCGACAUCGAUGCUUUGUCCCGAUAACUCGCACAAUUUCAACGACGUGGAAAAUAUAGAAGAAAGUGAAGAUCGCCUGAUUGUUUCCUUGAUGAAAACGAAAGACGGCACGUGCUCAGCGAAAUCGUGGAGACGAUGGAGAUACCAGCAAGCGACCAAUCAACAUCCAAGGAGGCCACUUUUUAAUUUGGUAUUCUUUGGAACGAUGUCUCAUAGCAGUGAAGAUAGGGAACAACCUGGUGAACGGCGAGUGGCGCAAGGUGGGCAGCCAAACGAAGACGAUCUUGAGGGUAAGGUUCUCAACAUUCAAUACAAACGCUUCUACGUGGAUGCCAAGCAGAACAAGCGAGGACGUUUCAUCAAGAUAGCUGAGAUGGGAAACAAUCACAAAUCGCGCAUCAUUCUCACUAUGUCGGCAGCGGUUUCCCUUGGCCGAGAAGAU
This is a messenger RNA of Mesorhabditis belari, 699 nucleotides long. Lineage: Eukaryota; Metazoa; Nematoda; Chromadorea; Rhabditida; Rhabditidae. The record is from the annotation of a GenBank genome assembly.